AUGUCCUUGUCUCGAUCACCAUCGCCUAAGCCAAAUGGAGGAUGGAGCUCGCAAGGCCUGACAGAUAACCGGGCGGUUUCGCCUGCUCGGAGAGCCUACGAGACAAAUGGCUACGACGGCAAUGAUGCACAAUGGGCUGCAGCACAGGCGAGGAGUAACGCCGUAAGGGGCUAUCCUACAAUACAGACUAAAAACGAGGGCUACUUCAAGAGAACAAGGAGGAAGGUUUCUGAGAAGCUCCCUAUGUUCAACGCACUGAGUCCGCAGGACAAAGACUGGAAAGAUCAGGAGAAGCUUGGUCGUGGUAGGUGGCCUCUGAAGGACAACGAUGGCAGAUUUGCAACUUUCAGAACAUUCUUGGGCAACUUCUUGCGCAAGUUCAAAUUUCUUUUUUCUAUAUUGGCAGUCGUGGCCGUUGUCACGACUGUCGUAUCUCAAUUAAAUGUACGAGGGCGCUACAGGAGCAAUUCUAGAUUAGGAGGUGGCAGUAAAUUUGUCAUCAUCCUUGCAGCCAACGAAGGUGGUGGUGUUAUGGACUGGAAAGGUCCAAGAGAAUGGGCGAUCGAGCGAGAUAGCGUCAGAAACAAAAGACUAUAUGCUGAAAGAUGGGGCUACAACCUCGAAAUUGCUGAUAUGAGCACGAAGAAACGAUACGCCCACGAAUGGAGGGAAAGUUGGGAGAAGGUCGAUAUAAUUAGGAAUUGUAUGGCCAAAUAUCCAAAAGCUGAAUGGUUUUGGUGGCUGGACCUCAACACCUUCAUCAUGGAACCAUCGAUAUCCCUCCAACAACAUAUCUUCGACGACCUCUCGCAGACUGUCUACCGAGACAUCAACCACUACAAUCCUCUAAACAUUACCCAUCCACCUCAAUCCGACUUUCUCGACGCAGUGACACGAUCUCCUACUGGCGACAAUCUCACAUCUUCAGUAGACAUGAUCUUGAGCCAGGACUGUGGAGGCUUCAAUUUGGGUUCCUUCUUCGUCCGUCGAUCCUCAUGGUCAGAUCGCCUCCUCGAUAUCUGGUGGGACCCCGUCCUCUACGAACAAAAGCAUAUGGAGUGGGAGCAUAAAGAACAAGACGCUCUGGAACAUAUCUACACUUCGCAACCUCAUAUCCGAACUCAUUUCGGCUUCAUCGAGCAGCGAAAGAUAAACAGCUUCCCUCUAGCGGCCUGCAGUAAAGUAAGUGAGAUGGGAGAAAAAGAACAUGAUCCGAGGUUUCACUACAACGAGUUUGAUCGCGAUUUCCUAGUCAAUAUGGCAGGUUGUGAAUGGGGUAGAGACUGCUGGGGUGAAAUGUACCAAUACAGAGAAUUGAGUAACAGGCUGAACAGAAGUGCUUGGAGGAAACUUGUCGAUGCGGUGAAGGGCCGAUUCCAACGUGCGACCACGGAAGCUGGUAAGGGGAAAGGGGCGACGAAUGAUGGGAAAUGA
Molecule: messenger RNA, 1434 nt
Organism: Lithohypha guttulata
Lineage: Eukaryota; Fungi; Ascomycota; Eurotiomycetes; Chaetothyriales; Trichomeriaceae
Gene: MNN10
Product: alpha-1,6-mannosyltransferase
Exons: 3
Coding region: 1-1434 (477 amino acids)
Biological process (GO): protein N-linked glycosylation
Cellular component (GO): Golgi membrane
Molecular function (GO): glycosyltransferase activity
Source: RefSeq, a predicted model, not a curated record